Molecule: messenger RNA, 960 nt
Organism: Urocitellus parryii (Arctic ground squirrel)
Lineage: Eukaryota; Metazoa; Chordata; Mammalia; Rodentia; Sciuridae
Product: olfactory receptor 2T11
Biological process (GO): G protein-coupled receptor signaling pathway
Cellular component (GO): membrane
Molecular function (GO): G protein-coupled receptor activity; olfactory receptor activity
Source: RefSeq, a predicted model, not a curated record
AUGUCAACAGGAAACAGAACUUCUACCUCUGACUUUGUUCUCUUGGGGCUUCUGGUGAGCACGGAGGCCACGGGGAUUGUUUUCACGGUCAUUUUUGCCAUUUUCGUGGUGGCUGUCACUGCAAAUGUGGUCAUGAUAGUCUUGAUUCAAGUGGACUCCCGCCUCCACACCUCCAUGUACUUCCUGCUCAGCCAGCUGUCCAUCAUGGACACCCUUUUCAUCUGUACCACUGUCCCAAAGCUCCUGGUGGACAUGGUUUCUACAGAGAGGACCAUUUCCUUUGUGGCCUGUGGCAUCCAGAUCUUCCUGUACUCGACCACUGCUGGUUCAGAGUUCUUCCUGCUGGGCCUCAUGGCCUAUGACCGUUAUGUGGCUGUCUGCAACCCCCUUAGGUACCCAGUUCUCAUGAACCGCAAGAUAUGUCUUCUGCUGGCUGCUGGUGCCUGGUUUGGGGGCUCACUUGAUGGCUUUCUGCUCACGCCCGUCACCAUGAAUGUCCCUUACUGUGGCUCCCACCAGAUCAACCAUUUUUUCUGUGAGAUCCCUGCCGUUCUCAAACUGGCCUGUGCUGACACKUCCUUGUAUGAGACCCUGAUGUACCUCUGCUGUGUCCUCAUGCUACUAAUCCCCAUCUCUAUCAUCUCCACUUCCUAUGCGCUCAUCUUGCUCACCGUCCACCGCAUGCACUCUGCUGAGGGCCGCAAAAAGGCCUUCACCACGUGUUCAUCUCACCUGACUGUGGUCAGCAUUUUCUACGGGGCUGCCUUCUACACGUAUGUGCUGCCCCGGUCAUUCCACACACCUGAACAGGACAAGAUAGUGUCUGCCUUCUAUACCAUUGUCACACCCAUGCUUAACCCUCUCAUCUACAGUCUCAGAAACAAGGAUGUUAUGGGGGCAUUGGAGAGGGUGUUUUCCCACUGCUCCCCUGCUCAGAAAGUAGCCACAGGUGAGGCGUAG